UAACGUCCAGUGGCGGCCUUAGGGGGUGGCGAACAGGGCGAUCGCCCGGGGCCUCGCUCCUACAAGGGCCUCGCGCAACAACCCAGGCAAAUUUUAAAUUUUUUUUGUUUUUUAACUAUUUUAAUUUAUUUAAAAAUUUGAAUUUGAUCCUUAAUUACUUAUUAAGGUUAUACAUAACCGUAAAUUAAAAUUAAGUUAGUUAACUAAUUCAUUCAUUCAAAACAUAAUUGAAAAAUUCAUUAUGUACACCACUAAAAACGUUUUAAAAUCGAGACAAUGUUAAUCAAAUGGGUGACGUCAUAUUAAAACGAUUUUAAUGUUUUAAAAUAAGACGCUAAAAUUUACAGUGCACUGAGAGAUUUUUUUAAAUUGAACAAGAAAGGCAACGUUGGAGAGAUAUUUUAGAACGGUUGCUCGCAAUUAUAAAUUUUUUAGCAUCUCACAAUUUGGCCUUCAGGGGUCAUAGAGAGAAGUUAACAACUGACUCAGAUUCGAGUGAAACAAGUGGCAACUUUAUGGAUUUAGUAAAGUUAAUAGCCCGAUUUGAUCCCGUGCUGAGACUUCACCUAAAAGAAGUAAAGGAUAAGACGAUUAAUGACCACUAUAUCGGAAAAAGUAUUCAAAAUGAGCUCAUACAAAUAAUGGCAAGUCACGUGAAGACUCAAAUUGUUGAAAAAAUAGUAAAUAAUAAAUAGUACUCGAUUAUUCUUGAUUGUACUCGCGACGUUUCUCGUGUUGAGCAACUUUCAAUUAUUAUAAGAUUUUUUAAUACAAAUACAGCUGAAAUUGAAGAACAUUUUAUUGGCUUCUUAGCCGUCGAAAAAACCACAGCUGAGAGUUUGACUAAUUAUAUAAUCACAGAAUUAGAACAGUUAGGUAUAUCAUUGCAAAAUUGCAGAGGCCAAGGAUAUGAUAAUGGUGCCAAUAUGCGUGGUGAAAAAAGUGGUGUCCAAAAACGUAUUCUUGAAAUUAAUCCACUUGCUUAUUUUUCACCUUGUGGAAGUCAUAGCUGGAAUCUCAUCCAAGGAGAUGCAGCAUCGUCUUCUGUCCAAGCAAAAUCUUUUUUUGGUUUGCUACAAAGGUUGUACACUCUGUUUGCCGGCUCAAGUCAGAGGUGGGCUAUUUUAAAUGCUCAUGUAAAAUCAUUGUCGCUAAAACUACUUUCUGAAACUAGAUGGGAGUGCAGGGUAGCAUCGGUGAAGGCCGUUAAAUACCAACUAAGUGAUAUAUGUGAUGCUUUAAAGGAUUUAGCAGAAAACACAACAGAUUGUCAGUUGGUCAGUGAAUGUCAUUCUAUAGAAAAGGAACUAACUACCUACGAAUUUGUAGUUGCACUUGUCAUAUGGUAUGACAUUCUUACAAAGAUAAAUGUUAUAAGUAAAAUGUGGAAAAGCGAAAACAUGCACUUAGAUGUGGCUAUACAACACCUAGACGCAUUCACAAAUUGGCUCGAUAAUUAUCGAGAAAAUGGUUUUCAGUCAUCCCUUGUAACAGCAAGAGAAAUAGCCGAGAAAAAUGAUAUUGACAGACAGUUCAAAGAAGUUAGAAGACGACGUAAAAAAGGCAUUUUGAUUAUGAAGGGGAAGAUGAAGCUAAUGAAUUGAAAGCGGAAGAAAUUUUCAAAAUAAACUAUUUUUAUGUCAUUGUCGACAAUGUGCGCGUAAGCUGUUAUCCUAGGUUUGAGGCUCUUAAACAUCAUGAGAGCAUAUUUGGUUUCAUGCAUAAUAUAAAAAAAUUAAAGGAAAUUAAUGAUAGUGAACUUUUAAAGCAAUGCAGCGACUUGCAAAUAUCUAUGAUAGGAGAAUCAUGUGACAUUGAUGGACAUGAAUUGUACGAAGAACUGAAUAUGUUCAUCCGUGUGUAUGAAGGAAACGAUGACAUUAUCUCGGUGCUAAAAUACAUAAAAGAAAAAAAAAUAACUGAAGUUUACCCCACUAUCGAAAUAGUCCUGAGAAUUAUUGCUACCACACCUGUUACAGUUGCGUCUGCUGAAACUAGUUUUUCGAGGCUUAAAAUUAUUAAAACAUAUUUGAGGAAUUCAAUGACACAAGAUCGGCUUUCAGCCCUCGCUAUUCUUUCAAUCGAAAAUGACGUAGCUUAUUCAUUAGAUUAUUGUGCUUUAAUUAAAGUUCUAGUCUUAGGAAAAGCCGCAAACGUCAAUUUUAAAAAUUUAUCAUCUCUGUAUUUGUUAAUUUUGUGAAUCUUUCAAUGUAAAAUAUUUUAAAAUUCAAAUUUGAUUUAUUUGUAUAUUUUUUGCAUUUUUCCUUAAACAUGACAAAUACCUAAACCAAACAACCAGACCUACUUUCGCAUCACAUACUUUUCACGAAGGACAAAGGACCUCGCCGCCGGGUAAGGCCGCCUCUGAUAACGUCAUCGUUUAUAACGACAAUUAGCAAGUCCCCAGCAGAAAUUCUGUAUAAAUCCUAAAGUAAACAAACCGCCUAUAACAACACCGGAUAUAGCGAAAUACCGCUUAUAACGACUUAUAGCCAAUGAAUAUUGAUAAAGUUUAUAUUGAUAUUCAUCGGAUACA
Molecule: messenger RNA, 2536 nt
Organism: Chilo suppressalis (striped riceborer)
Lineage: Eukaryota; Metazoa; Arthropoda; Insecta; Lepidoptera; Crambidae
Source: the annotation of a GenBank genome assembly